AUGCCUUUCCUGCGCACGUUUACGGUGUUCUGCAUCAUCGCCGGCGUACUGCUGCAGAGCUGCGCGGCUCUGACACCCUCGCGAGCAGUGCGGCCGUUUGAAACAAAGUUCAGUUCUCUGAGUGAGGCAUGCCGUGGUGUUCUCGAGACAGAAUGCCCACCGGACAGGUUGGGUCGCGCGGACUGCUUGAUGGCGCGCACAGAGGGCAACGAGAAUCAUGAGUGCAAACUGUGGCUCUCCUGGCGAGCGACUUGCUUUGCUUACGCGAUGGUGAAACUCAUACCUCAAGGCAAGUGCAACUUUACAUCAGAUCAGAUGACGUCAGAGCUGGUCUUGCAGUGUCUCCGCGUUACUGACGCGAAGGAACUGCCGACUGCUUGCUCCGCUUCCCCCUACUUCAAGUCGAUCAUGCUCCAUGCCCCGCGACGCAUGGACAGCGACGGUACGGCGGAUCUGUAG
Molecule: messenger RNA, 459 nt
Organism: Leishmania braziliensis MHOM/BR/75/M2904
Lineage: Eukaryota; Euglenozoa; Kinetoplastea; Trypanosomatida; Trypanosomatidae
Exons: 1
Coding region: 1-459 (152 amino acids)
Source: RefSeq, a predicted model, not a curated record